Messenger RNA from Bufo gargarizans (Asiatic toad), 3427 nucleotides. RefSeq names its product calpain 7 (gene CAPN7). Gene Ontology annotation, molecular function: calcium-dependent cysteine-type endopeptidase activity. The transcript is spliced from 21 exons. The coding region runs from base 726 to 3176 and encodes 816 amino acids. Lineage: Eukaryota; Metazoa; Chordata; Amphibia; Anura; Bufonidae. Gene Ontology annotation, biological process: proteolysis. The record is from RefSeq and is a predicted model, not a curated record.
GUUCCCCAGGCCGCCCGUGUCCUGCCUGUGUGCCCGGGAGGUGGGGACGCGGGAACGUCCACGCCACACUUCAGUUCCGCAUACCCGGCCAGCCCCGUGCUCACAAGCAGGUGAGCGGGGAGCAGCCAGCCUGCUGUGUCAGGGGGAGGAGGCAGCAUGAUGACAGGGGCAGCUCAUCACUGCAGAGCAGGAAGUGCCAGUCUGCCGACAUCAGGUAAACACAGCGGUGUGUGAGCGCAGACAGCCCGUCCUGAGGGUCAGGGGCACAGUGCAUGGCACACCUGUCACCCCUCUGAUCUCUGCUCUGAAGGAUAAGCUGUGUCUUGGCAUUAAGGGUUACCAGGAAGGGUUCAUAAGGACACCAAGGAACUAGACAUCAAGAUCUCUGCUACUAGGACUACUACUCCAGCGGAGCCUGGCAAUGGCACGUCACCACAAGCCGAUGUAUGUAUGCCAGGCAGGAGUAUGAUGGGCGCUGCCGGAUACCCCAGGAGACAUUGCUACUGAAGUGUCUGAGACUGGAGACAAUUGCCUGCUUACUGACUGAUCCCAGAUCUUCCAAGACAACUCAAGACCGACAAACUGGAUCCUACGACUGAAGACCCUUCAAGUGACCAUACCUACCGCCCAAUGCUGUACUGACCGACACAUCAUCGCACUUGCCCAUACACCUAUUUAUUAUUUCUUGCUGUGUACUUUGUAUCAUUUACUAUCUCGCUGUCACCAUGGAUGCCUCCUUACUGGAACUGGAUGCCCUGAAGUUCGCCAAGUUAGCGGUGGUCAACGAUCAGAUAGGCAAAUACAAGGAGGCGGUCUUCUAUUACAAGGAGGCCGCUCAAGCACUAAUUUAUGCUGAAAUGGCAGGAUCCUCACUAGAGAAUAUUCAGGAAAAGAUAAAUGAAUACCAGGAAAGAGUUGAAGCACUUUACACUGCAGUUCAAGCCCAGAACAUUGACCCCUUAAAGUCAAAGCAGCAUUUGGAUCUAGAACGAGCGCACUUCCUUGUCACCCAGGCGUUUGAUGAAGACGACAAAGGCAAUGUAGAAGAGGCGAUUGAGCUGUACUCUCAGGCAGUGGAGCUUUGCCUGACGACGUCCAAUGAAACUACGGAUCAACACAUGCAAACAAAACUGAAGCAGUUGGCUCGACAAGCUUUGGACAGAGCAGAAUCGCUGAAAGACUCCAUGUUUAAAGCCGCUUCAAAAGAUAAGCCAUCUGCCCCCAAGCAAAACCAAAACCAACCGACACGAAACUUCCUGCCUUUGGGUCCAGACUUCAGCCUAAACGAUAAACCGGCAUCUGCCAGACCGUCCCAGAACAGCGAGCCCCCUCGUCAGAGGUAUACAGCGGAGGAAAUAGAAGUGCUGAGGAAGACCUCAAAAAUUAAUGGCAUUGAAUAUGUGCCUUUCAUGAGCGUUGAUCUGCGAGAGCGCUUCGCCUUCCCUAUGCCUUUCUCAGACAAGUUUGGCAAGUUGGCAUUGUCCCCCAAGCAGAAAGCCAUGUUUUCCAGGUGGGUGAGGCCGGAUGAAAUCACCAACAACCCCACCAUGAUCUACACUGUCUCCAGUUUCAGCAUUAAGCAGACAAUAGUGUCCGAUUGCUCUUUUGUGGCCUCCCUCGCCAUCAGUGCUGCCUAUGAAAGACGCUACAACAAGAAACUGAUUACAAGCAUAAUCUACCCACAAAACAAAAAGGGAGAACCAGAAUACAACCCUUGUGGGAAAUACAUGGUGAAGCUGCACAUUAAUGGCGUACCUAGAAAGGUGAUCAUAGAUGACUUUCUGCCAGUGGAUCAUAAUGGAGAGCUCUUGUGCUCCUAUUCUAACAACAAGAAUGAACUAUGGGUGUCUCUUAUUGAAAAAGCCUACAUGAAAGUGAUGGGAGGUUAUGACUUUCCAGGAUCUAAUUCAAACAUUGACCUGCAUGCGCUGACUGGAUGGAUACCUGAGAGAAUUGCUAUGCACUCUGACAAUCAAUCCUUUGACAAAGAAAGCGCUUUUAGAAUGUUGUACCAAAGAUUUCACAAAGGCGAUGUCCUUGUUACCACAGCCACAGGGGUGAUGUCUGAAGAGGAGGGUGAAAAGUGGGGCUUGGUACCGACACAUGCAUAUGCCGUCUUGGACAUUAGAGAAUACAAGACAUUACGUUUUCUCCAGCUAAAGAAUCCAUGGAGCCAUUUACGGUGGAAAGGUCGUUUUUGUGAGAAAGAUGAGAGAAGCUGGACCCCAGAGCUACAGAAAUACUUAAACUUUGACCCACGGACUGCCCAAAAAAUUGAUAAUGGUAUUUUCUGGAUCACAUGGGACGACCUGUGUCAGUAUUAUGACGUCAUUUAUUUGAGCUGGAAUCCAAGUCUUUUUAAAGAAUCCACAUGCAUUCACAAUACAUGGGAUGCAAAACAGGGUCCUGUGAAAGACGCCUACAGUCUUGCCAACAAUCCCCAGUACAGACUUGAUGUCCAGUGUCCAAAGGGCGGAGCUGCAGUGUGGAUUUUGCUAAGCAGGCACAUCACUGAUAAGGAUGAUUUUGCCCAAAAUCGAGAAUUUAUUACACUGGUUGUUUACAAGAAUGAUGGCAAAAAGGUUUACUACCCAGCUGACCCUGCACCUUAUAUCGAUGGAAUACGGAUAAACAGUCCUCAUUACCUUACAAAGAUCCCUCUGACCACCCCUGGUACCCACACGUUUACUUUAGUGGUGUCUCAAUAUGAAAAGCAGAACACUAUCCACUACACACUCAGGGUGUAUGCAGCUUGCAAGUUUACAUAUUCCAAAAUCCCAACACCAUAUACAAUUAACAGACGGAUUAAUGGCCAAUGGAAAGGCCAGAGUGCAGGAGGCUGCGGUAACUUCAGAGAUACCCACAAAAAUAAUCCCAUCUAUCAGUUUAACAUGGAGAAAGCUGGACCAUUACUGGUUGAGCUCAGAGGACCAAGGCAAUACAGCGUGGGCUUUGAGGUAAUAACAGUGUCCACAAAUGGUGAUGCAGGACCUUCAGGCUUCCAGAAGAAAAGCAGCGGCGAUUACAGAUGUGGUUUCUGCUAUCUGGAAAUAGACAAUCUCCCAGCAGGAAUUUACAAUAUUAUGCCUACUACAUUCUUGCCCGCGCAGGAAGGCCCAUUCUUUUUGGACUUCAAUAGUGUAAUUCCCAUUCCCAAAGUGUCACAGCUACAAUGAUAAAGAACAAGGAGCAAUACCUCUCAGGACUUUUCUCUGCAAUACAAUUCCACCUUAAGGGAGAAAUCUGGAAAGCAUGGCACUUACAUGACUUGUGAUACAGCUCUAGAUUAUUAUACACUGCUUUCAGCUCCUACACAAGGACAAGGGCUCUUUUAUGGAAGGGAAAGGAUACUGCUGUUAAGAUGCAGUAUAUAGGUCUACUUGAAUAUUUUAUUGGAGAAUUUCAAUAAAUAGUCCUAAAAAAUAAA